AUGGCUAAUAAUUUGUCACUACGAAGCAUCUUGGAUGCAAAUAAACUCACUAGCCCAAACUUCCUCGAUUGGUUUCGGAACCUCAAGAUCGUCUUGAAACAGGAGAAGAAAUCCUAUGUCCUUGACACUUCUAUUCCACCAGUCCAUAUUGCUGAUGCUAAUGCUGAGGAUAAGGAAACAUAUCAACGUCAUAAGGAUGAUGAUGAUCAGGCAGCAUGUGUGAUGCUAGCUAAUGUGACCCUUGAGCUCCAAAAGCAGCAUGAACGUAUAGAUGUCCAAUCCAUGAUUCUUCACCUUAGAGAAUUGUUCGAUAAAGAGGGGUGCAUUGAGAGAUAUGAGAUCUCUAAAGAACUAUUCCGAUGUAAGAUGGCAGAAGGUAGUUCUGUUAGACCCCAUGUGCUGAAGAUGAUUAGACUCAUCGAGAGACUUGGACAAUUGGGAUUAGUAAUGGAUCAUGAGCUAAGUAUAGACUUAGUUCCACAAUCUCUUCUUGAUAGCUUUAGUCAGUUUGUGUUGAACUUCCAUAUGAAUCGUUUGGAAGCCACUCUUCCUAAACUUCUAAAUAUGUUAGACACGGUAGAGAGGUCCAUCAGGAAAGAUAAGGGAUCAUUGCUUCUUGUUUCUUCCUCUAAGGCUCAUACAAAGCAACUGAAGAAGAAAGCCCCAAAAGGGAAGAAGGUAAAAUCCCAAAAUGAGAAGGCCUUGAAGCCUAAGGAAGGUGUCAAAAAGGACAAAGAGAAGGACAUUUGCCAUCAUUGUGGCAAACUUGGGCAUUGGAGGAGGAACUGCAAGGAGUACUUUAUAUAUUAG
Molecule: messenger RNA, 810 nt
Organism: Theobroma cacao (cacao)
Lineage: Eukaryota; Viridiplantae; Streptophyta; Magnoliopsida; Malvales; Malvaceae
Molecular function (GO): nucleic acid binding; zinc ion binding
Source: RefSeq, a predicted model, not a curated record